UUCUCUGGAGGGUCAGUUCAUCCUCAAGCGUUCAGCAUGCCCCGUCCGGACGGUUCUUACACGCAGUUCAUCUGGAGAGAGGCAGACAGAGCCCGCUCGGACCCGCGGAGGGAGGAGAGGGUGAGCUGUGACCCAUGCGCUCUGGUCCAGCUCCGACUGUCCGGGCUCACGUAUCCCGACGAAGACCAGAGCGCCAUCGCCCGAGCACGGAGACGGCGCAGGCUGGCAGCCAACGCCCGCGAGAGGAGGAGGAUGCUGGGCUUGAACGUGGCCUUCGACCGCCUGAGGAGCGUUAUUCCUAACGUGGAGAGCGACCGGAAGCUGUCCAAGUCUGAGACGCUUCAGAUGGCGCAGAUCUACAUCAGCACUCUGAGCGAGCUGCUGGAGGAAAGAGACUGCGACCCGGAAUUCGGUUACCCGAUGUUGGCGACGGGCGUGGAGGAUCAGGUCAUCGUGAAGGGUUCAGCGGCAACCGAAGAGACCAAACCGGAGCAGAAAGCCAUCCCAACCUGUAGGAUAAGAUCAUAUGAUGGGAAUUUUGGGCGUCCCACUUGUUGUGACCCCAAAACACCUGAACUCUUAGCGGACUCUCACUAUAUGGAGAGGAGCAAUGGAGCAAAAUGACACUGAUAUAACAUUCUCAGCCUAUAUUUCAUUUUGUUUUUGAAUUAAUGUUUGGACAUUUUGUAGUGAAAUAUAAAAUAUUUUGGAACUAAUUAUAUAUUUUGCCUCUUAUGCUAUACAAAUAAAUAU
Puntigrus tetrazona (Sumatra barb) is the source of this 753-nucleotide messenger RNA. RefSeq names its product atonal bHLH transcription factor 1c (gene atoh1c). The record is from RefSeq and is a predicted model, not a curated record. Bases 37 to 624 code for a protein of 195 amino acids. The transcript has a single exon. Gene Ontology annotation, molecular function: protein dimerization activity. Lineage: Eukaryota; Metazoa; Chordata; Actinopteri; Cypriniformes; Cyprinidae.